CAGUGAGUGAGUUUCAAACUGAAAAAUACAUCCAAAGGUGAAAAACAAGUCAUUUUGUUAUUUACAAAGUAUUAGCACAUUAGUGAAGUAUGUCUCUACUUCCAUAUUUGUUUAGUGAUAGCUACUAUACAAGACCAUCAAGACUAUUUGAUCAACAUUUUGGACUAGUUUUGGAGCCAGAAGAUUUGAUACAACCCGUCUCCAAACAGUUCCUCAGAUGCCCUGCCGGUUACCUCAGAAAUUGGCAGUCUGCAUCGUCUGGAAAUGAUUCCGGCUCUACAGUAAAUUAUGGAAAAGACCAAUUCUCGGCCAACCUGGAUGUUCAACAAUUUAAACCUGAAGAAAUAUCUGUGAAAGUAACAGGAGAUCGAGAGGUUACUAUUGAAGGAAAACACGAAGAAAAAGAGGAUGAACAUGGGCAUAUUUACAGACACUUCAUCAGAAGAUAUGUUUUGCCUAAAAAUUACGAUAUGGGUAAAAUCGAGUCAAAGCUGUCCUCAGAUGGUGUUCUUUCCAUCACUGCUCCGAAAGUAGCUGUCGGGGAAAUAGAACAUAAGAAUAUUGCUAUCGAACAAACAGGCCAACCUGCAAAAUCGGUAGAAGGAGGAAAAGGAGCUGGUGAGAAGUAAAAUUUGGCAGAUUUUAAAUUAUCAAUCAUCAGUGACUUUCAUUUUUAUUAUUUUGUCAUUUCAUUUCUUUUUGUAGUUCAUAGUUUUGUGUACAAUUUUCAGAUACUAUUUAGUAUAAAUUCAUCCAUGUAUUGACAGAUCCUGUUAGUUUGUAUUAUAAGACUGAUUUCAUUUUAUGUUUUUUAUAAUAUAUUCAAUAUAAAAUAAUAGCAAUAAA
Molecule: messenger RNA, 846 nt
Organism: Diabrotica balteata
Lineage: Eukaryota; Metazoa; Arthropoda; Insecta; Coleoptera; Chrysomelidae
Source: the annotation of a GenBank genome assembly